AUGGAACCUCCUGCUCGAACGUCUUGUUCCGGCAACUGCCUCGUCCAUCUCCACUCAGCUGCCGGCGAAGCCUGGUUGCAGUGGCACUCCUGCCCUUUCCAGCAACAUGUUGGCCGCGACGGCAUUACCCGCUACCGGAUCCCCACAGGCAAUAACGAUGCAACAUUCCUUUCCGCCAAAGAAAUCUACACAUCUCAUUUCCAGAGCCAGAUAGCCGCCUACGAAAGCCUCUACGGACAACGAGUCCAAAACAUUGCCGCCGUAAUCCCCGCCUGCAUCAACCCCCGCAAGUAUCAAUCAAAACUCUCCACCAUCGCCGCCGCCGCAGGAGUUCGCAUUGUCCAGUCCAUCCAAAGGUCGGUUCUCGCCGCAUCUGCUUACAGACCUCUCAGUACCUCCGGACGCAGAACCGUCCUCGUAUUCGAACUCGGAGGUCGAUUCCUUGAAAUCUCUCUGCUCACUGAAGAUCGGGGUCGGGGUCUAAAUAUAAUGGCCGCUGUUUCUGAUUUGGGCUGCCCACUCUUGAACCACAUGGUUUCAGAGGUUCCUUGGAUUUACAACGGCGACCUCGAAUGUGACGCCGCCUUUCUCAGUUACAUGCAAACGGAAUGCGAGCGCGCCAAGGACGCCCUAUGUUUGGGCUUGGCUACCGUGGAGUUUAAGAUUGAGAUACCAGGCAAGGAGACGAGAAAGUCGAUCGAUCGGAAAUGGUUAGUGCAGAUGAAUCUCAACCAUCUUCGCAGCGGAAUCAUGAGGUGCUUGACGGAAGCCGGAGUCAGGAAAGAAGACGUAGAUGAGGUCGUGCUCGCCGGUCCUUCCAGUAACAUACCGGAGGUCCGAGGAGUUCUUCUUGAGUUCUUUCAAGAGACGAAGUUCAGAUGUAGCAUCGACCCUGCAAGUCUUAUGUUCUUGAGUUCCCAGAGUUGGUCGAAUAAUAUCUGUAGUACAUUAAAUAUCCCUGUGACAAUUUUUGAGGGUUUAAAUUUGGGGCUGCAAGCUCUUUGA
Molecule: messenger RNA, 1005 nt
Organism: Dendrobium catenatum
Lineage: Eukaryota; Viridiplantae; Streptophyta; Magnoliopsida; Asparagales; Orchidaceae
Product: heat shock 70 kDa protein-like
Exons: 1
Coding region: 1-1005 (334 amino acids)
Biological process (GO): protein refolding; cellular response to unfolded protein
Cellular component (GO): cytoplasm
Molecular function (GO): ATP-dependent protein folding chaperone; heat shock protein binding; misfolded protein binding
Source: RefSeq, a predicted model, not a curated record